AUGAAGAGGUUAGGAUACUAUUUUAACCACCUCCUUUUGUUCUUGUCACUUGCUCUUUUUGACUUGGCCAGAGUUGUUCCAGUUACUGAAAAGGAGAUAUUGCUCCAAUUCAAAGAUGGAAAUGUAGUUAAGAUUGUCUUGUGGAACACUAGCCUUGGGGGAGUGUUGUCUCCAGCCUUAUCGGGAUUGAAAUCUCUACGGAUUAUUACUUUGUUCGGGAACCGAUUCACCGGUAACAUUCCAUUGGAGUAUGGAGAGAUUGGUACAUUGUGGAAGAUUAAUUUGAGUUCCAAUGCGUUAUCUGGGUCCAUUCCAGAUUUUCUAGGGGAUUUGCCAAACAUUCGGUUUCUUGAUUUGUCCAAAAAUGGGUAUACGGGAGAGGUUCCACCAUCUCUAUUCAAGAACUGUUACCAAACCAAGUUCAUUUCUCUUGCUCAUAACAAUCUUUCAGGUUCAAUUCCUGUAUCAAUUGGGAAUUGCUUGAAUCUUCUUGGGAUUGAUUUAUCUUUCAACAGUUUAAUUGGUGGCCUUCCUUCACAAAUUUGUGACAUUCCGGGAUUACUGUACUUAACUUUGAGGAGCAAUUUGUUGACAGGAGGUGUUCAAGACCAGGUUUCAGGAUGUGGGAGAAUAGAGCUUUUGGAUCUUGGUACCAAUAUGUUUUCUGGGUUGCCCCCUUUUGGAGUCCUUGGAUUCACAAAUCUUACACAUUUCAAUAUUUCGCAAAAUGGGUUUGAAGGGGAGGUUCCAGAGAUUGAAACCUGCAGUCAAAGAUUGGAAAUUUUAGAUGCUUCUGGGAAUGAUUUGUAUGGGGAUAUCCUGUUGAGCAUUACAAGAUGCAAUGGCCUCAAGUAUUUGGACUUGGGGUUUAACAGGCUUAAUGGAAGCAUCCCAAUUGAGAUUGCUGAUUUGAAGAGGCUUUGGGUUAUUCGAUUGGGGAAUAAUUCGAUAGAUGGGACAAUCCCAGCAGAGUUUGGGAGCAUUGAAUUCCUUCAAGUUCUUGACUUGCACAAUCUCAACCUUGGUGGAGAGAUCCCCACUGAUAUAAGCAAUUUGAGGUUUCUUCGUGAGCUGGAUGUUUCUGGCAAUGCUUUACAGGGAGAAAUUCCACAAACCCUUUACAACAUGUCAUACCUUGAAAUUCUAGACCUACAUCAUAACCAGCUCAAUGGAAGCAUACCAUCAACUCUGGGAAAUUUGUCCAAUCUGCAAAUUUUAGAUCUGUUGGAUAAUUUUUUAUCUGGGCAAAUCCCUUUUUCUCUUGGAAAUUUGAAAAACCUAACUCGUUUUAAUGUUUCUUACAACAACUUAUCUGGGGCAAUUCCUUCCAUUCCGAACAUCCAGAGUUUUGGAGCCUCGGCAUUUUUUCACAAUCCAGGGCUCUGCGGGGUUCCUUUGGACAUAGCAUGCACAGGCAAUGCUACAACUCCGUCAACAGGAAAACCCAUGGCAUUGACAGUUCCCGCUAUUUUAGCAAUUGUUGCUGCUGCUGUGAUCCUCACUGGCGUCUGUGUGAUAACCAUCAUCAACAUGAAGGCUCGCAAAAGGAGAAGAGACGACGAGACAAUGAUUGUGGAGAGCACUCCGCUAGCUUCAACAGACUCAAAUGUCAUCAUUGGAAAACUGGUUCUCUUUAGCAGAAGUUUACCCUCAAAGUAUGAAGAUUGGGAAGCUGGCACAAAAGCUUUGCUUGACAAGGAGAGCCUGAUUGGUGGAGGAUCAAUUGGGACAGUCUACAGAAGUACUUUUGAAGGUGGGAUCUCAAUUGCAGUAAAGAAGCUCGAGACUUUGGGAAGAAUCAGAAACCAAGAUGAGUUUGAAAAUGAAAUUGGAAGGUUAGGCAACAUCCGACACCCUAAUCUCGUUGCUCUGCAAGGCUACUACUGGUCCUCUAGUAUGCAACUAAUUCUAUCUGAAUUUGUUCCCAAUGGAAACCUAUAUGAGAACCUUCAUGGACUUAGUUAUCCUGGCACUAGCACUGGGGUUGGUAAUAGUGAAUUGAAUUGGUCUAGGAGGUUUAAGAUUGCUAUGGGGACAGCAAGAGCACUAGCAUUUCUUCACCAUGACUGUAAACCCCCAGUUCUUCAUCUCAGCAUUAAGUCCACUAACAUACUUUUGGAUGAAAAUUAUAAGGCCAAAUUGUCUGAUUAUGGGUUGGGCAAGUUGCUUCCUCUGCUAGAUAAUUAUGGUUUAACCAAAUUCCACAAUGCAGUUGGGUAUGUUGCGCCGGAGUUGGCACAAAGUUUGAGGCUCAGUGACAAAUGCGAUGUUUAUGGUUUUGGGGUGAUUUUACUAGAGCUGGUUACAGGGAGGAAACCAGUGGAGAGUCCGGUGGCAAAUGAGGUGGUGGUAUUAUGUGAAUAUGUUCGGAGAUUGAUAGAGAAUGGCUCUGCUUCAGCUUGCUUUGAUAGAAGUUUGCGGGGUUUUGCAGAAAACGAGCUGAUUCAAGUUAUGAAAUUGGGAUUAAUCUGUACCUCUGAAACACCUUCGAGGAGACCAAACAUGGCUGAGGUUGUUCAGAUUCUUGAGUCCAUCAGGAAUGGAUUGCAACCGUAGCAAGGGAAUUAGAGAGUUGUUUUUGGACUGCCUCAGAGUUGAAUUAGCAGUAUUAGUCUACCUGCAUGAGUAUUUGGUUACAAAGUGGAGAGAAUAGGAGACAUCAGACAUCUUAGAGCAAAGAAAAAAAAAACAGAAGAAGAUUCUUUUGUAUUCAUUUUGGGUUUUUACCAUUGUCAAUUGUUCCUUGUAAUUUCUGCAACAAGUUCAUUGAUUUUUUGUAUCUAAUUUGCAAAUAGACAAGAACUAUUGAGAAUUCAUACUUCA
Messenger RNA from Ilex paraguariensis (yerba mate), 2823 nucleotides. The record is from the annotation of a GenBank genome assembly. NCBI's taxonomy places the organism in Eukaryota, Viridiplantae, Streptophyta, Magnoliopsida, Aquifoliales, Aquifoliaceae.